This is a messenger RNA of Entrophospora sp. SA101, 909 nucleotides long. NCBI's taxonomy places the organism in Eukaryota, Fungi, Glomeromycota, Glomeromycetes, Entrophosporales, Entrophosporaceae. The record is from the annotation of a GenBank genome assembly.
AUGUGUUCAGGAUUACCACCUUAUCAUGAUGUAGCUCAUGAUGCACACCUAGCCUCAAAAAUCUGUCAAGGAUUACGUCCAAAUUUACAUUAUGUUAAAGCACCACAAUUAUUGAAAGAUUUAAUUAGUAAAUGUUUAGAUGCUGAACCGUCAAAUCGUCCAAGGGCUAGUGAACUAAGCAAGAUUUUAGCCAAAACUGAACAAAAAAAACGCAAUGACCUGAAAAUAGCCUUAAAACUUGCUUUCGAAACAUCAGAAGAGUUAGAAGAAAUAAUUGCCACUAACCAACUUCUCAUAAGUGAAGAAAUGAAAGAAUUAUUAAAAAGUAAGCUUAUUGAAGUUAAGAGGUUGAAGUCAAGAGUAAAUGAGCUAGAAGUAAAAGGUGAUAAUAACUUUCAGGAACUAACAAGGAAGAAAUCCCAAUUAGAAGAAAUGAAAAAAACUAUUAUUGCUAAUAAUCCUGACGCCAAAGACAACCUAGAAGAAUUUCUAGAAGCCCAAAAAACCAAUAACUCUAUAUUAAUAGAAGCUUGCAGAAAAAGAUUAAAUAGCCAACUAGCAAUGGAAGAAAUCAAUAGUCUUUGCCGACACCAAGCAGAAAUCACUCAGUUAGCAGUUCAGUUAGAAGAGACUAAUGUUCAGAAAAGCAAACAGAUUACUCAAAUAAUUAAUACUACUAUUACCAUAGGUGGUGGCAUCAAUGCCCAAGAAAGCAUUGUUGUUAUUGGCAGUAAUAUUGGUGAUAAUACUAACUUGAAUUACGCCCAAGCAAAAGAAACCGAAAACAAAAGACGAUUAUCAGAUGAUUCUCAAGUUAAGAAUUCUCAAGAAAGAGUUAAGUUAUUUAAGGCAAUUGAAACCCAAGUAUACCAAACUGAACCAAUGCAAAUCGAAGAAAACAAUAAUUGA